AUGAUCUGCCGAACGUGUCUUCGACGGGCCGCAGGCUUCAGCAGCUCUCGACCAGCAAUCCGGCUGCUCACACGCUCCUCCAUCUCGUCCUCAGCCUCGACCGCAACCUCGGGCCUGGCCCCGUCAGUGCGCGGCGCGUUCUUCACAACUACCAUCCGUGUGCGCAAUGCCGCGUCCGCAACCUCCAGCAGCAGCAACAGCACAGCAACCGAGCUAACGCCAGUGAUACCCACGAGCGAAGAGGCAGCGGCAGCGGCGGCGACAGCAGCGGCCGAGAAGCCCGCGCUAUCGUCAUGCAAGGCCGGGACCAAGCUGGCUGGGCUCAACUACCUCAAGGGGCGCAACGACCCGGAGGCGCUUGAGGACCAUGAGUACCCGGCCUGGCUGUGGAACUGCCUCGAGGUGCAGAAGAAGGCGGCGACGGACGAGGACGCGGAUGCGCUCGACGAGUUCUCCAAAUCCCGCAAGGUGCGUCGUUUAGCAGCCAAGCGGCAGCGGACCCUCGAGGCCAAGAUCCUGGCGUCGGGCGACAUGGAGGCGCUGGCGCCCAAGAUUCCACUGGUGAAGCAGACGAUCAACCUGUUGGUUGGAGAGGGGCAAGGGCUGCCGGAUGCCCUGCAGGCGGCCGAGAAGCGCGAGGAGCUGCGCGUGGCCAUGAGGAAGGACCGCAAGUCCAAGAUCAAGGAGUCCAACUACCUGAAGACCAUGUAA
Molecule: messenger RNA, 711 nt
Organism: Lasiosphaeria miniovina
Lineage: Eukaryota; Fungi; Ascomycota; Sordariomycetes; Sordariales; Lasiosphaeriaceae
Product: mitochondrial ribosomal protein L37-domain-containing protein
Exons: 2
Coding region: 1-711 (236 amino acids)
Cellular component (GO): mitochondrial large ribosomal subunit
Molecular function (GO): structural constituent of ribosome
Source: RefSeq, a predicted model, not a curated record